AUGGACACUCUUGAUCGGCUGAGGAAGCAGCUGCCCGACACUCCCCCCGUGUCGCCGCCGGUGGGCUUCGCGGGCCAGAAUGGCUUCAGCACUCCCCUCUUCCCCAGCAAGCCCAACAUCCUCUACAUCAUGGCCGACCAGCUCGCCGCGCCCCAGCUCAAAAUCUACAACAAGGACUCCCAGAUCAAGACGCCCCACCUCGACAAGCUGGCCGAGCAGUCCGUCGUCUUCGACUCCGCCUACUGCAACUCCCCGCUGUGCGCCCCCAGCCGCAUGACCAUGAUCUCUGGCCAACUCCCCGCCAAGAUCGGCGCGUACGACAACGCGUCCCCCAUUUCCGAGCAGACCCCCACCUACGCACACUACCUCCGCAACGAGGGCUACGAGUGCGUACUCGGUGGCAAGAUGCACUUCAUCGGCGACCAGCUCCACGGCUACGAGUCUCGCCUGACCGCCGACAUCUACCCCGGCGACCUGGGCUGGUCCGUCAACUGGGACGAGCCCGAGACGCGUCUGGAGUGGUACCACAACAGCUCCUCCAUCCUCCAAGCCGGCCCCUGUGUGCGCAGCAACCAGCUCGACUACGACGAGGAAGUCAUGUACAAGGCCAAGCAAUACCUCUACGAUUACGUGCGCAAGCCCGCGGGUGCCCGACCCUUCUGUCUGACCGUCUCGCUCACCCACCCCCACGACCCCUACACCAUCGAGCACAAGUACUGGGACAUGUACGAGGGUGUCGACAUCGACAUGCCGAAAGUGCAGAUCCCCAAGGACCAGUUGGACCCCCACAGCAAGCGUCUCCAGCACGUCGUCGAUCUCGAGGACUACGACUUCACCGACGAGCAAAUCAAGCGGGCCAAGCGCGCAUACUACGGCGCCGUCAGCUACGUCGACGACAACAUCGGCCAGCUCCUCGACACCCUGAAGCGCUGCGGCCUGGCCGACAACACCAUCGUCAUCUUCUCGGGCGACCACGGCGACAUGCUCGGCGAGCGUGGCCUGUGGUACAAGAUGUCCUACUACGAGUCGUCGGUGCGCGUGCCCAUGCUCUUCAGCUACCCCAAGCAGUGGAAGGCGCGCCACGUCAAGGAGAGCGUGAGCACUUGCGACAUCCUGCCCACCCUCGUCGACAUCGUCGGCAGCAGCCUGAUCCCGGGCUUCCCCAUGGACGGUGUCUCCAUCAUGCCGCACUUGCUCGGUUUCAAGGGCCACGACAACGUCUUCGCCGAGUACAUGGGCGAGGGCACGGUGGCGCCCAUGAUGAUGAUCCGCCGCGGACCCUGGAAAUACAUCACCUGCCCCGCCGACCCCGAUCUUCUCUACAACCUCGAGCAAGACCCCGACGAACUCGUCGACCUGACGAAGAGCGACGAUCCCGAAAUGAAGAAGGUGCACGAAGCCUUCGUCGCCGAAGCCACGGCCAAAUGGGACAUGAAGGCCAUUACCGAGGAUGUGGUGCUACGCCAGCGCCAGCGCCGCUUCUGCUUCUCCGCCCUCAAGAAGGGCCAGUGGACCAGCUGGGACUACCAAGUCGACGACGACUCGCGCAACAAGUACAUCCGCAGCCACAUGGACCUCGACGACCUGGAGCGCCGCGCGCGCUACCCCAUCGUCGACACGCAUGGCAACGUCAAAGUCAUGGGUGCCAUGGGCAAGGAUGGCAUUCUUUCCAUGCCCAUGCAGGCUGGAGCCUUUGGGCAAUAG
Neohortaea acidophila is the source of this 1704-nucleotide messenger RNA. Its product is annotated as alkaline-phosphatase-like protein. Gene Ontology annotation, molecular function: sulfuric ester hydrolase activity. Bases 1 to 1704 code for a protein of 567 amino acids. The transcript has a single exon. The record is from RefSeq and is a predicted model, not a curated record. Lineage: Eukaryota; Fungi; Ascomycota; Dothideomycetes; Mycosphaerellales; Teratosphaeriaceae.